Messenger RNA from Staurois parvus, 304 nucleotides. NCBI's taxonomy places the organism in Eukaryota, Metazoa, Chordata, Amphibia, Anura, Ranidae. The record is from the annotation of a GenBank genome assembly.
CAGCUUGUCACAUGGUACAAGGCUGUUGUGAAUAGCCUUGUACCAUGUGACCUCUGUGAUCAUUCACAGAUUUCACACGUAGUAAGCAAUAAUGUCAGAAGUGAUAUCUUGUUUACUACUAUUCAUGUGAUCACUGAAUGGCCAAUCAGUGAUCACAUGAAUCGGGACCUCACACAGAGGUCCCAUCCUCUGGACACACCAUUGAUAAAUACUGAUUGAGCUGUGAUUGGUCACAGCUUGUCACAUGGUACAAGUUUGUUGUGAAUAGCCUUGUACCAUGUGUCCUCUGUGAUCAUUCACAGAU